Austrofundulus limnaeus is the source of this 2357-nucleotide messenger RNA. RefSeq names its product neuronal pentraxin 1 like (gene nptx1l). NCBI's taxonomy places the organism in Eukaryota, Metazoa, Chordata, Actinopteri, Cyprinodontiformes, Rivulidae. The transcript has 5 exons. The record is from RefSeq and is a predicted model, not a curated record. Bases 132 to 1415 code for a protein of 427 amino acids.
UACAACAACAAGGAGGCUGGGGAAGGGGGGGAGUCACCAGCGAGAGGACUCUCUACUGCGGCUCAUCAGCACCACUCCCCCCUCCAAUUAGAARAAGAAGAAGAAAAAAAAAGAACACACAGAAAGCCGACAUGCAGUCGACUCAGAGCGGCUUCUCUUGGAGACUUCUCCUCUUCUCCUGCGUGCUUCUGGAGAGUUUAUCCCAGGACUUCGGCGGACAGACGCAGUUCAUUUGCACGUCCGUGCCCAAGGAUGUGGACAUCUGCGCAGCCACGCUGCAGAACAGCGUGCCGGGAGAGGACCUGAAGAGCACCGUUAUGCAGCUGCGGGAGACCGUGCUGCAGCAGAAGGAGACCAUCAUGAACCAGAAGGAGACCAUCAGAGAACUCACAUCCAAGUUGGCCCGGUGCGAGAGCCAGAGCGGCGCCGAGCCCGGGGCCAGGAGGAAAGAGACCGGGGCCAAGAACACCAUGGGGGACGUGUCGAGGGGCCCCGCGGACACUUUGACGCAGCUGUCUCAGACUUUACAGUCCCUGAAGCAGAGAUUAGAAAACCUGGAGCAAUUUAGCAGAAGCAACAACUCGGUGCAGGCGAACAGCCUGAAGGACUUGCUGCAGAGUAAAAUCGACGACUUGGAGAAGCAGGUUUUAUCCCGAGUCAACAGCAUCGAGGAGGGGAAGUCUGGACUCCGGAAUGAAACGGAACAGCGUGGCAGAAUGGAGUCCACCCUCACGUCCUUACACCAAAGGAUUGCAGAUCUGGAGAAAGGUCAAAGAGAAAACAGACCCCUUGAUAAAUUCCAGCUCACAUUUCCUUUGAGGACCAAUUACAUGUACGCAAAAGUGAAGAAGAGUUUGCCUGAAAUGUACGCCCUGACUGUGUGCAUGUGGCUGAAGUCCAACGCCUCCCCUGGUGUGGGAACACCUUUCUCCUACGCAGUUCCAGGUCAGGCCAACGAGCUCGUCCUGAUCGAGUGGGGCAACAACCCCAUGGAGAUCCUGAUAAAUGAUAAGGUUGCAAAGCUGCCGUUUUUAAUCAACGAUGGGAAAUGGCAUCAUAUCUGUGUGACCUGGACGACUCGCGAUGGCGUUUGGGAAGCUUUCCAGGAUGGUGUGAAACGAGGGAGCGGAGAAAAUCUGGCUCCUUAUCAUCCCAUCAAACCACAGGGCCUGCUCAUCCUCGGCCAGGAGCAGGAYACGUAUGGAGGUGGGUUCGAUGCCACACAAGCUUUCGUCGGAGACCUGGCCAAUUUCCACAUCUGGGAUCGGAAACUGUCCGUGGGAGAGAUUUACAACCUGGCAACCUGCAGCAGCAAAGCUCAAGUGGGCAACGUAUUUGCGUGGAUGGAGACGAGCCUCGACAUUUACGGAGGCGCCUCGAAGUGGACAUUCGAAGCCUGUCGCCAGCUGAACUGAGCCGCAGCGGAGAGAAAACACUCGCGAAUGGCCACUGCUUUGUGUGAACUGAUGCGAAGAGAUCACGGGGAAGACUUUUUUUCAGUGAAUAGCCGCUAUGAAAUAAAAUAUAUUUUGGACGACUUGAUAGAUUUUUACCAGAUUUUUGUGUGGGAGAGGUGCUCUUUGGCAUCCCGUGGUUCCUGCCAGGCGUUCGUGGGGUUAAACGAGACAAUUUGAAAAAGAAAAACGCGAGCGGUGCCACUUCUGAGAGAACARGUCGCUCUGUGAGAGCAAACGAACGGGCCGCCAUCAGACCCACAGUAGGAGGUCGUGUAGUUUUUAGGAAACAGAUGUCACACAAAUCAGCAAAUUGAAAGACUUGUUCAAGCUGUCUUUUCGGUCUCGACUGCCAGGGAUUUCCACUGUGAAAACAGGCGAGGUGGACUUCUUUUAAAGGUUUUUCUGAAGGUUAUAAAAUAGACACCAUCUCUGUCUCUCUUCUUUCUCUUCUACCACCUGCUUUAUGUGAUUUUGUGCAACGAGCAUUUCCUUAUUGCCAACGUUUGAGCCUGAGUGCCUUGGGCUGUUGCAAAACGAUCUCAGCACAUCCAUCCUCCUUUUUCAGAGUAUUUGUGCAUUCGUGUUUAUUUUCAUGUUAAAUCAAUUUCAGAAGAGGCGUUGCGGUGUCGACCGACGGUGGGUUUGUUAUUGUAAAAUGCAGUUCGUCAACGUGAGCGGCGCCUUCUGUCAGCCGCUCGGGUGGGAAUGUUCUCUGUACAGUAACGAGCAUGUCUUAACUUCUGUAAUGCUGCGUCAUCAUCUAUAACCUUUGCUUUUACUAUCCGACGUCAAAGUUCAGGUUUUAUACUGUAUUGUUAUACGCUUCAAGCAUGGCAACAGCGACAGAUGGGAAAGAAAAAAGUUCUAGUUUUUGUAAUAAAUUGUGAUACUUGAAUCAUA